GAGCGGCAGCGGCAGCGGCAGCGGGAGCAGGAGCAGGACCAGCCGCUGCCACUGUCCGGGAAGCUCUCUCCUCCUUGGGCCACUCCAGGCACAGGCCGUGGGAGGCCUGCAGGUUAGAGGUAGAGACAUUCUAACACCCCGCAUCUUUUGGAGAACCCAAAUCUUGCCUCAAUCACAAAGAAGCUAGACAUAGACGCAGAUGUAAGUGUCCAGUUCAUCUCAUCUGUUCAUGCAGAUUUGCUAGGAUUUCUGCCAAGUUAACAAAGGCACUUUAAAACCUCCCAGGCAAACUUCAAAGGUAUUUUUUUGACCCAAAGUGAUUGCUCAGCCUCCCUAACUGUCAUGGGUUGUCGGGAUGUCCACGCAGCGACAGUGCUGUCCUUCCUGUGUGGUAUUGCCUCUGUGGCAGGACUCUUUGCUGGGACUAUGCUUCCUAACUGGAGGAAAUUGAGAUUAGUCACCUUCAACAAGAAUGAGAAGAACCUGACGGUCUACACAGGGCUUUGGGUGAAAUGCGCCCGCUACGAUCGGAGCAGUGACUGUCUGAUGUAUGAUACAAAGUGGUAUUCCUCCGUUGACCAACUGGAUCUGCGGGUUCUUCAGUUUGCCCUCCCCCUCAGCAUCAUCAUCGCCAUGUCCGCACUCUUACUUUGUCUGAUUGGGAUGUGUAACACAGCCUUCGGGUCAACCGUGCCCAACAUCAAACUGGCCAAGUGUCUGGUCAAUAGUGCAGGCUGCCACUUGGUGGCAGGGCUCCUGUUUUUCUUUGCAGGUGUGGUGAGCCUCACCCCAACCAUCUGGGUCAUCUUCUACAACAAUCACCUGAACAAGAAGUUCGAACCCGUCUUUUCGUUUGACUAUGCAGUGUAUGUCACCAUUGCUAGCUCAGGGGGCCUGUUUAUGACCUCCCUCUUGCUGUUUCUUUGGUACUGUGCAUGCAAAGCUCUGCCUUCUCCUUUCUGGCAGCCCCUGUACUCCCACACUCCCAGCAUGCAUAGCUAUUCUCAGCCCUAUUCAGCCAGAUCUCGCCUCUCUGCCAUUGAAAUCGACAUCCCAGUGGUUACCCAUACCACUUAAUGGGAAAAUAGUUUGUUUUUAAGGAAAACUUUUAAACCAUUCACAAAGCAAUGUCUGCAACCUGCCCACAAUUUGUCUCGUCUCUGACUAGACCAGGUUGCCGUGUUUUUACAGUCUGAUCCAAUGAAGUAACUUAACUAUUGCUAACUAAUUUUCAUAAAAUGUACAUUUUAU
Vombatus ursinus (common wombat) is the source of this 1251-nucleotide messenger RNA. RefSeq names its product claudin 12 (gene CLDN12). Gene Ontology annotation, cellular component: plasma membrane. Bases 343 to 1077 code for a protein of 244 amino acids. Lineage: Eukaryota; Metazoa; Chordata; Mammalia; Diprotodontia; Vombatidae. The record is from RefSeq and is a predicted model, not a curated record. The transcript is spliced from 4 exons.